This is a messenger RNA of Anthonomus grandis grandis, 1716 nucleotides long. RefSeq names its product ras association domain-containing protein 10-like. The coding region runs from base 278 to 1561 and encodes 427 amino acids. The record is from RefSeq and is a predicted model, not a curated record. NCBI's taxonomy places the organism in Eukaryota, Metazoa, Arthropoda, Insecta, Coleoptera, Curculionidae. The transcript is spliced from 7 exons.
UCGGUACUUUAGUACUUCAGCGAGACUAAGCGGCUUUGGGCGUGAGAACGUGUUUUUUUUCGCGGGCGCUUGAAUAUCGCGUUUCGUUUUGUGUCAUAUGUAACGACAUUUUUUUCACGUAAAUUUUAUUUUGGUUUUGUUAGUUUGGGAACUCUUGAUUGGAUAGAAACCCUGGUUUAUAUGGACAUAGUAUCUUUUGGGAAUUUUAGGUUUAAUUAUUGGGUUCUUGUUGAUUGGUGCGGUGCAAACAUUGUUAUAAAAGGAGUGUUAAAAAAAAAUGUGGCUGAGUGACCGAAGUAGACAUUCUAGGCUCCCAGACGAUUCGGAUCUGGACAGUAGCUGCAGUAGUGGCGAAGAAAUACCAAUUUGGGUCAGAGGUGAGCAACGUUAUGUGUCAGGAGUAACGGAAGAAACCACGUGUAUGGAUGUUAUACAAGUUCUGUGUCAAGAUGAAGGAAAAAGGGGACGACAUAUGGGAUUACCAGAACAUUACCAAAUCACUGAAAGGUGGCGGGGGGUGGAACAGUCUUUGGAUCCCUAUUCCAAAAUAUUGGAUAUAUGGAACACUUGGGGAUCUGCACAAGCUGAAGUAAAGAUUUCUCUAAGACGUCUAAGAAGUGAUCGAUCGUCAAACAGAAGAACGAAAUGUAGAUCGGAUGCCAGCACUCACUCGGACCGAAGUAUAUUUAAAACCGUUCAUCCAAAGAGGUUUCAGGCAUUAAACACUGAAAAAGGAACCUCGACCACCGAUGAGCUGUUGAAGCUGGUGCUAGCACAAGGAGAAGUGAUUAGGAGACAGCUUAAAAAAUUAAGACAUAGUGAACAUCAAAUAGGUUACCUAGAAGAUAAAGCGCAUAGGGCAAGAGUUCGAAAGCAUGGAAGCAAUUACUUACUGGAAACUUAUCUCAAAGGCCUCUCAGAGGCAGUUAAUCCAGAACUAGAUCACAUUACAACAGUAGAUAAACAUAGUGAUAGCGGUGUGAUUACGGAAGGGGAUAGUGAGCAGUCUCAUAACACUAAUGGAAAAGAGUGCAAAAGUAAUAAUAAUGUUGAGGUCACUAGUGAUCGUUUUUCACCAUCAUCCGACGAGUUUAACCGAGAAAUUAAAGAUGAUGAUACCAGUUCAACAGUAAGUGAGUCUGCUCUAAAGGAGCAAUCUGAUUUACUGGAAAAAAUCAUCAAGCUGAAUAAGAACCUGCUGAGGGAGGAAGAAAACCUUACAAAACUUGACAACAAUUUAAAGAAAUAUGACAGAAAUAAACUCGUUGAACUUCAGAAAGUGCAGGGCAACGAAGAAGUAAACAAGGAACUUACAAAGCUUCGCACCGAAAUGGCGAAAAGCUCAUGUGAAAUGCAACACAACGAGAUCGUUUUAGAGGAAACCCUGGAAGUACUGGAGAGAAGAAGAAAACAACUGGAGCAUCUCCAUCAAGCACUGACCAAUGAAGAUCAAGAAUACGAAAUGCUGCAGGCGUUAUUAUAUAGUAAUAUGCAGCAACGAACCAGGAUGGGUUACAAUCAGAUAUAUCGUACCAAAGAGAUGUUGGAUACCUUAGUAUAAGAAUUGAUAGUCUGUUCUUAUUUUAUUUAAAAUAAUACCAAAUAUUUUUUGUACCUAAUGUUUUUAUUUUAUGGAUUUUUAUUAACACAGUUUGAGUCACACUUUGUUAAAUAUUAUAAUUAUUUAAGAAAAAAAAUAUAUUUUUUUUAUUUAGA